Molecule: messenger RNA, 889 nt
Organism: Dromiciops gliroides (monito del monte)
Lineage: Eukaryota; Metazoa; Chordata; Mammalia; Microbiotheria; Microbiotheriidae
Gene: TP53RK
Product: TP53 regulating kinase
Exons: 2
Coding region: 35-823 (262 amino acids)
Biological process (GO): protein phosphorylation
Cellular component (GO): cytosol; EKC/KEOPS complex; nucleus
Molecular function (GO): ATP binding; protein serine/threonine kinase activity
Source: RefSeq, a predicted model, not a curated record
AAUUCCAAGAAGUGGCCGUUGAGAGGCGAGCGAGAUGGCGACCGUCGAUGAGACAGGGAGUGAGGCGGCGGAGGCUCCUGCGGAGACCGCAGACCUGGCCGCUCCGCAAGAAAAGGAGCAGAAGCUGGAAAGGGAACGGGAGCGGAGCAGCAACUUCCUGCGGGGCCUUGAGCUGAUGAAGCAGGGGGCAGAAGCGCGCGUGUACCGCGGCCGCUUCCUGGGCCGAGCAGCGGUGAUCAAGGAGCGCUUUCCGAAGCGCUACCGUCACCCUACCCUGGACACGCGGCUGAGCCGGCGACGUACAGUGCAAGAGGCUCGGGCCCUGCUGCGCUGCCGCCGCGCCGGGAUAUUAGCUCCAAUUGUCUUUUUUGUGGACUAUGCCUCCAAUUGCUUAUACUUGGAAGAUAUUGAAGAAUCCUUGACUGUCAGGGACUAUAUUCAAUCAAUUCAGAAGACUGAAACAGAUCCUGAAAAACUCUCCCUCUUAGCAAGAAAGAUUGGGAAGGUUCUGGCACAAAUGCAUGAUGAAGAUGUUAUUCAUGGAGAUCUCACCACCUCAAACAUGCUUCUGAAGCUGCCUAUUGAACAACUGAACCUGGUACUCAUAGACUUUGGGCUCAGUUUUAUUUCUGCCCUUCCUGAAGAUAAAGGUGUAGACCUAUAUGUUCUAGAAAAGGCCUUCCUUAGCACACAUCCCAACACCGAGACACUGUACCAGGACCUUCUAAAAAGUUACUCGUCAGAAUCCAAAAAGUCAGGCCCUGUGCUAAAAAAGUUAGAUGAGGUACGCCUGAGAGGAAGGAAGCGGUCUAUGGUUGGGUAGGAGAAGAUUCUGUGGUUGCACCAUACAAUUUUUUUCCCAAUAAAAUUUCCAGAGAGGCUACCAAAA